Dibothriocephalus latus is the source of this 447-nucleotide messenger RNA. NCBI's taxonomy places the organism in Eukaryota, Metazoa, Platyhelminthes, Cestoda, Diphyllobothriidea, Diphyllobothriidae. The record is from the annotation of a GenBank genome assembly.
AUGGACAAGGAGUUCGUAUUGCAGUAUGAAGUCAAUUUUCUUGAGGGUAUAUCCUGUGGUGGCGGCUACGUUAAAUUGCUUUCUGCGGACCCAAAAUUGAACUUGACCCAAUUUCACGAUAAAACCCCGUACACAAUCAUGUUUGGCCCCGAUAAGUGCGGUAUGGAUAUGAAGAUCCAUUUCAUCUUCCGUCACCGUAACCCCAAAACUGGAGUUAUCGAAGAGAAACAUGCGAAACAGUCAUCAAAACCGCUUGAUACAUACUUCAGCGACAAGAAAACACAUUUAUAUACUCUCGUUGUGCGAUCUGACAAUUCUUUCGAAAUCUAUGUGGAUCAAACUCUUGUUAACUCUGGCAAUCUUCUCAAGGAUGUCAAUCACUUAAUGCCACUUUUUUUCAUAAUUGCUUAUGUUUUGGUUACUCCAAACGCGUACUUCCCACUGUAA